Molecule: messenger RNA, 1194 nt
Organism: Aspergillus nidulans FGSC A4
Lineage: Eukaryota; Fungi; Ascomycota; Eurotiomycetes; Eurotiales; Aspergillaceae
Product: snoRNA-binding rRNA-processing protein UTP6
Exons: 2
Coding region: 400-1194 (264 amino acids)
Biological process (GO): maturation of SSU-rRNA from tricistronic rRNA transcript (SSU-rRNA, 5.8S rRNA, LSU-rRNA)
Molecular function (GO): snoRNA binding
Source: RefSeq, a predicted model, not a curated record
UUUAUUCAGUCAUGUCUGCCACCGCUGACAAGGCGCGAUUCUACUUGGAACAAUCCGUUCCAGAGCUCAGAGAGUACGAGAGGAAAAAGAUCUUUAGCAAGGAUGAAAUCACAUCAAUCAUCAAGAAACGAUCCGAUUUCGAGCACAAAAUCAAUGCGCGCGGCGCUCAGCCGGCCGACUUUGUACGGUAUGCUGAGUACGAAAUGAACCUUGACAGUCUCCGGCGCAAGAGAGUAAAGCGACUGGGUAUCAAGUCGACAGGAUUCAGUGGGCAACGUUUUUAGAGUCUUCGUCCUCGAUCGUGCCACUCGCAAGUUCCAUGGCGAUAUCGGUUUAUGGGUCCAGUACAUCGAAUAUGCCCGACGGCAGAAGGCAUUUAAGAAGCUCAGCACAAUCUUGAUGGAUGCAUUGCGGCUCCAUCCAACCAAGGCUGACUUGUGGAUUUAUGCCGCACAUUAUUCUGUUGAAGACCAUGCCGAUAUGUCUCAGGCCAGGACAUAUAUGCAGCGAGGGUUGAGGUUCUGUAAGACCUCCAGGAAGCUCUGGAUCCAAUACGCCAAGUUAGAAUUGAUCUACAUUACGAAACUGGUCGCUCGACAACGGAUACUGGGACUUGAUGAGAAGCCUGAGGGUCCCAAGCAGCAGGUUUCCGAGGAUGACCUCAACGCCGACAUGAUUAUGAUGCCACAGAUUACGGAGGAGGAUAUCAACCCCAAGGCACGGGAUGAUACCAUCGAUGAAGCGGCGCUGAAAACUCUCAACUCAACUCCCGCACUCACCGGUGCGAUCCCACUCGCCAUCUUCGAUUCCGCUAUCAAAACCUUCGAUUACAAUGAUUGUUUCGCCCACGAGUUCUUUGACAUGGUCUUCGAGUUCGAAGACGUACCCUGCCUUCAGAAGAUUCUCUCUCAUAUCCUCGACGUAAUGCAAGAGUCCAAGCCCAAUAGCCCUCAUACACUGAUAUGCUACAUCAAAUACCCUACGGCUGGCGUUAGGGUCACUUCGGCCGAGUUCCCCCGUGCACUGGGAGCGGCGCUCUCGCGACUGCAAGAACACCGCCAGAAACCUCAAGUGGCGAAGGAGGUGAUUGACUGGUUACGUCCAGUCGAGAAGACGAAAGAUCUGGACCCAUCUAUCCAAAAGGUUAUCGCUGCCACGAUUCACAAAGCGGAGCUGGUUCUUCAGGAAGCGUAG